AUGGCAUCGAGCGCGAUCCAGCCAGCACUCCAACAGCGGUUCAUACCCAAAACCUUGCUUCCUCUCCUGUCAACUUCUCUUAACGUUGGCAUGGCUCUCGGCGGCUAUAUCACCACAAUCCCGUUCUAUAACACCGACUAUUCCGGACCGGCUAUUGCUCUUUGGUUCAAGGACUUUUUUAAGCCCGGGUUCGUCGGGGUGACUACACUUGGCGCGCUUACACUUGGUAGCGGCCUCAGAGCAUUUUGGUUCCACUAUCACGGCGCAGAACAGAAGCAGCCCAACCCGGUCUCUCGAUGGAUUUUAGCUGGCCUUUUCUUCACACUUUUGCACUUUGGGUUCGGCAACAAGGUGCUCUCAAUUAUGGACCAAAUUCUAUCCGAACCAGAACUUGCACAGCUCCAGAUGUCAAAGUGGAUUAGCAUGCAUGUUACACGGACGUUAAUUACUGAUGUCCCAGCUUGGAUCUGUUUUAUUGUCGCCUUGUUGUAUGAAAUAUGA
This is a messenger RNA of Ilyonectria robusta, 501 nucleotides long. RefSeq lists its product as uncharacterized. The transcript is spliced from 2 exons. The record is from RefSeq and is a predicted model, not a curated record. Bases 1 to 501 code for a protein of 166 amino acids. NCBI's taxonomy places the organism in Eukaryota, Fungi, Ascomycota, Sordariomycetes, Hypocreales, Nectriaceae.